Molecule: messenger RNA, 513 nt
Organism: Cordyceps fumosorosea ARSEF 2679
Lineage: Eukaryota; Fungi; Ascomycota; Sordariomycetes; Hypocreales; Cordycipitaceae
Product: short chain dehydrogenase family protein
Exons: 2
Coding region: 1-513 (170 amino acids)
Source: RefSeq, a predicted model, not a curated record
AUGUUCUGUAUCAGCCCCUCCUCGGCCGCGUUUUUGCCAUUACCGGCGGCGCCAGCGGCAUUGGCGGAGCUGGAAGACGAGGACUGGGACAAGAUUAUCGCGGUCAACCUGACGGGCACCAUGUACUGCAUGCGCGCCCAAUUGCGGAACAUGGAGCGCGGCGAAUCCAUUGUCAACGUGUCGUCGAUUCACGGACUCAAGGGCUUCGCCAAGCACGCCGCGUACGACGCCAGCAAGCACGGCAUCAUUGGCAUUACGAAAGCUGCGGCGCUGGAAAACGGCGACCGGGAAAUUCGAGUCAACAGCGUCGCGCCGGGCGCCAUCUACACGCCGCUGAUGCAAAAGAACUGGGAUUUCCACCAACGGCCCGCCGACGCGCCGUUUGACGAGCCGACGGCGUUUCGGCGCCAGGGCACGGCGGAGGAGACGGCGAGCGUCAUUUGCUUCCUGCUUGGUCCGGAGAGCACGUUUGUGAGUGGGAGCGUGUAUCAAGUGGACGGAGCGUGGAUGUGA